ACCACGGUUAGACAGUUGAGACCAGUGCAAUAUUUAACAAAAUGUUGGGGGUGGAGUCCUGUCCUGAAUCCACUCCAUUGCUUGAGGGCAGCCAUCAUAGUGUUCACUAUUGUGUGCGGCUGAGGGAAGAAGAAAAAGAGAGGAGGGCGCACAAGGGGGGAAAGAAAACCUGUCCCUUUGUGUGGGAAAGACUUAGCAGGAAAGUGAUUUUGUGGACUAUUUGAGUUUGCCGGGAAAGCGAGGAUCUUCCCCUGACCUGCAUUUUUCUGUCAACUCCAUGCGUCUUGACUGCCUUAAAGCAGAGUCACCUUCGAUUUGGAUUCUCCAGCCGGCAAACAGCGACACCCCGGCUUCUCCUGAUGAUGAGAGCAGACGUCAGCCGGGUUUGCAUGAAUAUUGAUGUGGAGGAUAGUCUGUUUCAUAGAAGAACAGAAGGAGGCAAGAUGGCUGCCCUUUAGGAUUUGUAACAGGGGAGAUCCGGACGGUUUGUUGGAAUUUCUACAAAGUGGAGGGACGCAAAAGGAGGACGAAGAAAGGGCAGCCUGUGAAUGGACCCUGAGCAGGCCAGAUGGAAACAGACCAGACCAGACAUGAGACGGAAGAAAGUUUGACCCUUAAGAAAAUUGGCACAUCAUGCAACAUCUCUAACAAACUCCAGAAUGGCGGGACCUUUUUAGAUGGGGAUACUCUUCAAAUUACUGGUGCUACAAACUGGAACAACUACAAGGCCAGCACAGGUUCCAACUCCAUGAAGAGACAAAAUGAAACUUGUAAUGACCCUGGAUCAUUACAAGGGCUGUUGGAUCAGGGAUCCUUUACGAUGAAUGGAGAUUUGAUGAAUGGAGAUUUCAAACAUGCACUCACUGAACAGCCAUUCCUGGUUGGUCAGAAUAAAAAAUUUAAAGUAGAUUCAGAGAUUGCUGAAUUGACAAAAAACACAGAAUAUGAGUGCAAUGCUCAGGCAGAUAUAAAAUUAGGAACCAGAAAUUGCACAAUUCCUAACGGAGAUCAUUUUCCUCUGCCAAGAAACAAACAGGUCUCAAUUAACGGUGCUGCACUUACCACCUCUACAAUAGAAAGUACACCAGGUGAUCUUUUGGAGAAAACUUUGUCUCAGUAUUACCCUGAGCAAGUAUCAAUUGCACCCCAGAGGUCUGGGUCAGAAGAUGCUAUGAAUUGUUCUCUUACAAAUAAACUGCCCAGUGACGAUCUUAUACCUUCGACUUUAACUUCAGACUUUCCCAAUUCUGCUCAGACACUUGAAACUCAACCACGACAGGCUGGGACAUCUGGUAUUGAAGACAGUGUCAAUAAUUUUAACUCUAUAAACUAUGUAGUGAAUGGAUACUCGAACAAUCAUGAAACAGAAUACCAGCAGAAAAAACAACAGCAUCAACACCUGCCACAGUCUUGCUCUAGCCACGAAGGAUCUCUUGGUCAGCUCCUUGGCAUGGCUCCAUCAUCAAACAUUGCCAACUCCUUGCAACAACAUAAAAACAGCCUACAGUCUUACCCUAAUGACUCAAAUCCUCAACAAGGGUAUCAGAAUAUUAAUCAUAAUUUGGAUCUCCCCAAUUUUAAAGAGUGCAACACUCAAAAGACAACUGAGACAGUAAUGGCAAAAUAUGAACCCUCACCCAACUCUGAAAUACAAAACAUGGCGCAAGUAGGGAAACCUGGGUCUGGUCAUGCUCACCAGUUUGGGAUUCAACGCAGACAUUUUCCACAGAAUGUUGAAAACAUACAAGGAUCUGACAGCAUGGUCACUAAGGGACCUAAUCCCCAGCAGUCAAUUCAGGUUGGAUUAGGAAACAGUAUGGAUAACACAACCCAGCAAACAGGCAACUUGUUGUGUUCUACCCUCCAGCAGGGCAGCUGGAUGGAACAGAACCCUGCAAAGCAACAGACAAGUGGAUUGUCAUCCCAGGCAGAGCAGGAAAAGGGGGGGUUGUCUGCCAAGGCCCUGUCAGACCAACAGAGACAUAGCCUACAAGUUCAAGGUCAGAUUUUGGACGAACAGUCUACACAAAAGUUUGAGCAACCUGGAAUGUUCAAACAAAACAUUCUGGGGUGUAACACUAUACAGGCCCAACAACUUAGUCUCCUAGGCCAAUCACAUUUGGCUUCAGCCCCAAACAACAAUGAUUCAGAAUGGCAGCAAUCCAAUUCUAACACAAAUUUAAUGCAGAAGACUCCACCCCAGAAAAAGCACUAUCAACAGACAGGGGGACAUUACCCCACCACUGUGCAGUCCGAGCACUUACACGACAACCCUGAACCGCAGGACACAUUGUCGCCUGACUUCUUUGCAACACAGCAACAGCAGCACUGUAAUCUUCCACGUCCACUGUCCCACCCGCCACAAUUUGAAGAACAGCAACUUAAGUCUCCCAUUUACAGACCUCACAGUCAGCCUCAGCCAAGUCAAAUUCAACUUAACCAGCAACCCAGAAACAACUCUUUUCAUCCCAGCAGUCAUGCCUGCUACAAAAACACAACAGAUAUUCAGAUACAAUGUCAAAGAUCGUUUUCCCCAAACUCAGUCACCACUGAGUCCAAGCAAUUUCAAAAGCAGCGACCCAAUAACUGCCACCCUUCGAAAAAUAUGGACUUCCCACAGACUUCUACACAAACAUAUCUGCAACAAGGUGCAACAAACAAACAAAUACCAACACAUGUACAUCCUAAGACCGAACACCAGCUGAACGCAUGUUCUCAGUUCCAAAGGGGAUCUCACUUGGGCUUGCCAAUUCCUCAAGGAGACUACCAGAGGCAUGAAACCUUACGCAUGCAUCUGUUACAACGGCAAGAGCGACAGGGCCCUCCUCAUUCUACACAAAGCACUUGGGAUAGCAAACAUGGUCUCGCGAAUAUAAAAAUUGAAAAUGAACCCAGAUUUAAUGCACUUGGCUCACAGCAGAAUCUGGGUGGAUUGCAAACCAAGCAGGAGAAUCAAGAGUCUUCUUGUGAGAACAUUAGGCAGAAUAAUAUACUAGCUUCCAUGGAACAAAGCCUAAAACAGUACCAACUGUCUCCCGUGUUUGAGAAGAAAUCCUUCAUUCUCAAUUCAAAUAAAGUCAAAGUGGAAUCUUCUGGGCCCGUCACAAUCCUGUCAACCAACACCGAGAUGUGUAAAGUGGAAUCAUCUGGUGCUGCUAUGUCCACAAUGACUUUUAAAAGAACACCUGACUCAACACCCAAGAAAGAACAACUCUUACAGAGAUUCAUGGAGUCUCCGAUGAAGCUAUUAGAUACCCCCAUAAAAAGUCUACUUGAUACGCCAAUUAAAACACAAUAUGAGAUUGCAUCCUGCCACUGUGUUGAACAAAUCAGUGAGAAGGAUGAGGGCCCGUACUAUACUCACCUGGGAUCAGCGCCUACGGUUGCUGGUAUACGGGAGGAGAUGGAGAGAAGGUCUGGUUUACAUGGUCAAGCCAUCAGGAUUGAGAAAGUGGUGUACACUGGGAAGGAAGGAAAAAGUACACAGGGGUGCCCUAUUGCAAAAUGGGUAAUCCGCCGAGCCAGUGUAGAAGAAAAGCUACUGGUGUUGGUUCGAGAACGCACUGGACAUAAAUGUGACACUGCCUGCAUAAUUGUUGCUAUCCUAGUCUGGGAGGGCAUUCAACCCAGCCUAGCAGACAAGCUCUACCUUGAGCUAAGUGAAACUCUAACAAAACAUGGAGCCCUCACCCAAAGAAGAUGUGCUCUCAAUGAAGAGAGGACCUGUGCAUGUCAGGGAUUAAAUCCAGAUGCAUGUGGAGCUUCAUUCUCCUUUGGAUGCUCAUGGAGCAUGUACUACAAUGGCUGCAAAUUUGCAAGGAGUAAAAUUCCAAGAAAAUUCAAACUACAAGGAGAUGAUGUCAGAGAGGAAGAGCGAUUGGAGCAAAAUUUUCAACAUCUUGCAACCUUACUAGGCCCCUUGUACAAAACAAUGGCACCUGAAGCUUAUGGAAACCAGGUGGAACAUGAGCAGAGAGCACCCGAUUGUCGUCUGGGGGUAAAGGACGGUCGACCUUUCUCUGGGGUUACUGCUUGUCUGGACUUCUGUGCUCAUGCUCAUAGAGAUGUCCACAACAUGCAAGGGGGGAGCACUGUAGUAUGCACGUUAACAAGGGAAGAUAACAGAGAGAUUGGAAAAAUACCAGAGGAUGAGCAGCUCCAUGUCCUGCCACUGUAUAAAGUUGCCAACACAGAUGAGUUCGGCAGUGAGGGGGGUCAGCAGGAAAAAAUCCGCUCGGGUGCUAUUCAAGCCCUCAGUGCCUUCCGCCGCCAGGUGCGUAUGCUCGCUGAGCCUGCCAAGUCAUGUCGCCAGAAGAAGCUGGAGUCUAAGAAAGCAAACGCUAUCAAGAACAACAUGACAGACAACUCUCAUGAUAAGGCUGACAAAGUUACCCCUUCUAAGAUGAAAGCUGGGAAUGGUGAAAACAUCACUCUGAGCACACUUGUGCCAGGCUUUAUUCCAGGUGCUAUUGGAGCCUCUCAACAUCGAAAUCAACCGAUAGACUCCCUCGGAGCUCACUCUCAGCAAGUGCAGCAUCAACAGCACGAGAACAUUAUUACCUCUUAUACCGGUGCAACAAACGCUGCCAAAUACCUUCAUGGCCAUCCAGGAUCUUUUCCAAGCACUUCAACUCCAGGGAGCAUGUUUCCCCAUCAAUCCACAGCACCAGCAAGCCCUUACCCCUCCUCUGCCCAGGCUCCCAACUCGUUCAUUGAUGGAUCUAAACGUUCCUACCCUGGCUACCAAUGUAACGGUGGUAUGCCGCUUGAAAACUACCAUCCGUACUAUGCUUCAAACCAAAAGCAACUGGACAUGUAUCAACAACAACGGCAAGUGUUUUACCCAGAGCAGAAGUAUGCAACACAUCAGCGUUAUGAGGUCAAUUAUCCACCAAAUUAUGCUGAUCGAAGUUUACAAGUCAAUGGCUAUAACACAUCCGGCAUGAGGCCAGUUCACCCCAUGAGAGCUUUCAGUCCCUGUAAUCCUAAUGGAACCAUAGACCCUCAUUUUAUGGACCCCCUUUCAAGAGCGCCCUCCGCCCACAGAGUUCAAAACGUGACACCUGCAGGGGGUAACGGCAAUCAGUUUGGUAGACCUCCAAAUCCAUACUUGGGGAGUCCUCAAAUGUUCCCCACAGCUCAGCAACCGUUCCAUAUGCAAAUUAAGCAAGAAAUGGGUUUUGCUAACCCACAGAUGCUUGGUGCUCAUUUAAGUGGCGGCUACUUAAACCCAGAAACACAAACAGGAUUGGGUCUGUUAAACGGUAACCCAUUGUUAACUGGUAUCAAGCAAGAGCCUGGAAUUCCACAGAGACCCGCAACCCCACCAAAGCCAGAAAUCUGGUCGGACAAUGAGCACAACUUCUUGGACCCUGAAAUCGGUGGAGUGGCGGUGGCACCUAGCCAUGGCUCUGUCCUCAUCGAAUGCGCUAAACGGGAGCUUCACGCCACAACACCUCUCAAAAAUCCGGACCGUCAUCACCCAACACGUAUAUCCUUAGUCUUCUACCAGCACAAAAAUAUGAACGAGGCUAAGCACGGUCUGGCCAUGUGGGAAGCAAAGGUGGCAGAAAAGGCCCGGGAAAAGGAGGAAGACGCAGAGCGAAACGGUGGAGAGGGGACGCCGAGCAAAGGCAGCAAGAGGGGGACAAAGCGUGAACAUCCAGAGCCGUCUGAAUCUCUUGGGGAGCCUCCUUAUAAGCGUUUUAUAAAGACACUCAUUGAGGGGUCCUUAUCGUGCACAACCAACACCUACGUCAGUACAUCUCCGUAUGCCUUCACUAAGGUCACAGGACCUUAUAGUCACUUUGCCUAAAAUACCCUCAAUAACAACAACAACAAAAACACAAAAAUGAAAUCAGAAAAAAAUGAAGGUGCUUUAUUUAUGCUACGACCACCUGCAGCACUGGCCUCAUACACACUCCUAACCUGUUCAGGUCUUUUUCACUUUUAACAACUGAGCUUUACUUGUUGACCUUGCUAUGGAUGUAUUUAUUUUAGUUUUGCAACGUUUGCAAGAUACACACUGUUAAACCAUCUGGUGCUCUCAAUUGUACACACAGAUCUACUUUUUUUUUAGUUUUACUGGAAACAAAACUUAAUCUUUGGUGGCUUUAUUUUAAAUUUUGAAUACUUCAACUCGGCAUGGAAUUCCGAGUUUAAGGUGCUAAUUAAUGUGUGUUAUAUCAUGUCUUUAAAGCAUAACUGUUACUACAGAUGGAAUAAUGAGAAUUUGAUGACAUUAUUAGCACAAAAAGAAUGUGCUGUAACUUGGUGUGUCUUGAGCACUUCUUGAAUACACACAAAAACUUAUAUCAAUUAAGAUUUUUAAAAUUUACAAAUUUAAAAUUCCAAGAAUCUCCCAGGUUGAAAAAUAUUUUUAUCUUAAAAAAAUGUUCUCCAAAACAGUAUUGUGUUGGUGCUUCUUUCGCUACUUACAGUGGAGCAAAUAAGUAUUUUGUCAACCACUAUAUGUGCAAGUUCUCCCACUUGAAAAUAUUAGAGAGGCCUGUAAUUGUCAAAAUGGGUAAACCUCAACCAUGAGAGACAAUGUGGGGAAAAAAAAACAGAAAAUCACAAUGUUUGAUUUUCAAAGAAUUUAUUUGGAAAUCAUGGUGGAAAAUAAGUAUUUGGUCAAUGCCAAAAGUUCAUCUCAAUACUUUGUUAUGUACCAUUUGUUGGCAAUAACGGAGGGCAAACGUUUUCUGAAACUCUUCACAAGCUUUUCACACACUGUUGCUGGUAUUUUGACUCAUUCCUCCAUGCAGAUCUCCUCUAGAGCAGUGAUGUUUUGGGGCAGUCGUCUGGCAACACAGACUUUUAACUCCCUCCACAGAUUUUCUAUGGAGUUGAGAUCUGGAGACUGGCUAGGCCACUCCAGGAUCUUGAAAUGCUUCUUACGAAGCCACUCCUUUGUUGCCCUGGCUGCGUAUUUGGGCUCAUUGUCAUGCUGAAAGACCCAGUCACGUCUCAUCUUCAAUGCCCUUGCUGAUGGAAGGAGAUUUUCACUUAAAAUCUCUCGAUACAUGGCCCCAUUCAUUCUUUCCUUUACACAGAUCAGUCAUCCUGGUCCCUUUGCAGAAAAACAGCCCCAAAGCAUGACGUUUCCACCCCCAUGCUUCAGAGCGGGUAUGGUGUUCUUCGGAUGCAAUUCAGUAUUCUUUCUCCUCCAAACACGGGAACCUGUGUUUCCACCAAAAAGUUAUAUUUUGGUUUCAUCUGACCAAAACACAUUCUCCCAUUCCUCUUCUAGAUCAUCCAAAUUAAUCAAUCAAUCAAUUUUAUUUGUAUAGCCCUGAAUCACAACAAGGUUGCCUCGAAGGGCUUUGCAGAGGCAAUAUGAUACACAGUCAGAAACAGCAAAUGAAGUAACAAAGGUGAAUAAAUAAAGUUCAAGUCCUGGGUAGCCCCCAUCCUUAGACCCUCCAUGUCCCAAAAACUCCAGAGUCUUUGGGAGAAAAUGAGAAACCUUGGGGAGUACCACAGUCAAGAGAGAUCCACUCCCAGGAUGGAUAGACAGGAAGCCCCAGGACCGCUAAUGGGAAUUAGCAGGCGAAGUUACAGUCCGUAAAGAUGCAGUGGAGUAAAGGAACAAGAAGAGGUCCAUCUAGCCAGAUGAGACGGGGGUAGCAACGAGGACGUCCAUCCAGCCAGGGGUCCGGGCAGUCAGGAGGCUGCAGCUGAAAAAUAGCCCUCGACACCGGGUGACUAGUGAUGAAGAGACUAGACAGCUAGAUAAUAACAUUGGAAAAUAGAAAUAAAGUAAGACAAGUGGUAGGUAGAGUGAGAGAAAGGAGAUGCUCUCUCACGAACCGCAGACGGGCCUGGACGUGUACUUUCUUCAACAAGGGGACACGUCUGGCAGUGCAGGAUUUGAGUCCCUGGCGGCGCAUUGUGUUACUGAUAGUAGCCUUUGUUACUGUGGUCCCAGCUCUCUGUAGGUCAUUCACUAGGUCCCCCCGUGUGGUUCUGGGAUUUUUGCUCACCGUUCUUGUUAUCGUUUUGACGCCAUGGGGUGAGAUCUUGCAUGGAGCCCCAGAUCGAGGGAGAUUAUCAGUGGUCUUGCAUGUCUUCCAUUUUCUAAUAAUUGCUCCCACAGUUGAUUUCUUUACACCAAGCGUUUUACGUAUUGCAGAUUCAGUCUUCCCAGCCUGGUGCAGGUCUACAAUUUUGUCUCUGGUGUCCUUCGACAGCUCUUUGGUCUUGGCCAUAGUGGAGUUUGGAGUGUGACUGAUCAGUCAGUCACACUCCAAACUGUCCAAAUUGUGGACAGGUGUCCUUAUACCGAUAAUGAGUUAAAACAGGUGCCAUUAAUACAGGUGGAGCCUCGUUAGACCUCGUUACAAGAAGUUAGACCUCUUUGAUACUUAUUUUCCACUCUAAUUUGGAAAUAAAUUCUUUAAAAAUCAAUGUGAUUUUGGUUUUUUUUCUUCCACAUUGUCUCUCAUGGUUGAGGUUUACCCAUGUUGACAAUUACAGGCCUCUCUAAUCUUUUCAAGUGGGAGAACUUGCACUUAGUGGUUGACUAAAUGCUUAUUUGCCCCACUGUAUGUUCUACACAUUGAGCCAUUCAAAUGGUGCAUUUUUACCAUUUAAAAGACAAAGAAAAAAAAAAAAACAAGGUUUUGUUAUGCAAGGUUUUCCAGUUUUACUGUCAGCAAAAAUGUUCCUUUCGGUAGGUUCAUUGAACCAGCCCGAAUUGUGAAAAUUAAGUGUAGUUUAAUGUCUGUGGUGCUUAGUUUGAUGUAAUUUUUUAUACACUGAGGAGCAUGAGGCAGGGUCAGCUCGGGUGUCACCUUCAGAGGGCAGCUGGCUUGCUGGGGAUUCUUUUGUUUAUUGUAUUCUAAGUGUAAGAUAAAAAGGUGAGAUCUGUACAGUAAGUUAAAUUCCCUUUCUGGAAUUACUGUAAUGAACUGUGUUUGUUGUAAAGAAUGAGAAAAGCCUAAUUCAUUGUUUAUCUUUGUGUUCUAAUGGAUCUUGUUUCAUAGGGUGCUAUUCAACCUGUUAAAACAUACAAUGUGAGACUCUUUAAGCAGUGAGAAGAAGGCUGUUAAAUAAUGUACAGUACCAACCAGUCGUAUACCUCAAAACCAGUUUGGCAAUAGGAAAAAAAUAUAUAUUUCUUUAAAUAUUUUUUGGUUACAGUUUAACUGCAUGCCACCUAAAAGGCGGGAAAGUUAACCUCUUACUUUUGUACCUACCUGCUAGAAAUUUGAUUUUUUUUUAAUGUUACUGUAAAAUCAGGGACAUUUAAAAAGAAAAUGUACAUUUUUGCCUGCAUUUGUCUUGUUUCCUCAUUCAGGGACGUGCCAUUGCAUUUUGUGUCCCGCUUCAACUUUUCUAAAGUAAGUCACACAGAUUUUCAGAGGAAGAUUUUUUUUUUUUUUUAACUAGUAGGAUGGUGUUUUUUUUCCUUACAACGCAUAUGCACUGAUGUGACUAAAGGGAAAGUAUGACAUCGAAUAAUUAAGGGCAGUUUUUUUUUUGUUGCUAUUUUUUAUGAGGCAAGACCAAGGCAGUAUCGUCUUUGUGCCUGUGUAUAGUUCAAUUUAUUUAUAACCACUAAGCAAUUGUAUGAUUUCGUCUCUUUAUUUUUGAAUUAAUGUGAUAUAUAUCAGAAUGACUGUAACGUUAAAGUAACAAUUCACCCAAGCUUAACAAAUUCGUUUUCUGAAAGCACUUCAAAUUUUUUUCAGGAAAAAAAAAAACAAAUAUUAUAUGUAAUAAAGUACAAAAUGUUCUAUUUAAAACAGGGUGUAAAUGAGUUUCUCACAUUGAAAAGUGCAUAUCAAAAAUAACAUUUUCAGAACGGGAUGUAGGUUCUCGUCAAGGCAAGUUGACCCGCUACAGAUCAAAUCUCAAAGAACGUCAGUCUUUGUAAAUAGUACACUCACUGUCAACACGAUGUUUACUGCUAGCUCGACGAACAUUUGAAUUUAUAUUUUUGCGUUUGUAAAAUCCAGAGUGAUAAUCUGUUCAUUGUACAGUGCCCAGCGACAGUAGCAGGUUGUGGUGAGGAGAUUUAAGACUUUCAGCAGGUAAAAGGAAAAACAGCAGAGCCAUACUUGAAGAUUAUGAGUCAGCAUUACUUGAAUGGGUAUAGCAAGAGUACUACAAGUACUCAGCUCAAACAACUAGCGGUUCA
This is a messenger RNA of Corythoichthys intestinalis (scribbled pipefish), 10144 nucleotides long. It is a transcript of the gene tet2, whose product is annotated as tet methylcytosine dioxygenase 2. The coding region runs from base 569 to 5815 and encodes 1748 amino acids. Gene Ontology annotation, biological process: myeloid cell differentiation; positive regulation of transcription by RNA polymerase II. NCBI's taxonomy places the organism in Eukaryota, Metazoa, Chordata, Actinopteri, Syngnathiformes, Syngnathidae. The transcript has 10 exons. Gene Ontology annotation, cellular component: nucleus. Gene Ontology annotation, molecular function: DNA 5-methylcytosine dioxygenase activity. The record is from RefSeq and is a predicted model, not a curated record.